Panicum virgatum (switchgrass) is the source of this 1405-nucleotide messenger RNA. RefSeq names its product translation initiation factor IF-2-like. NCBI's taxonomy places the organism in Eukaryota, Viridiplantae, Streptophyta, Magnoliopsida, Poales, Poaceae. Gene Ontology annotation, cellular component: chloroplast thylakoid membrane. The transcript has a single exon. Bases 1 to 1167 code for a protein of 388 amino acids. The record is from RefSeq and is a predicted model, not a curated record. Gene Ontology annotation, biological process: response to photooxidative stress; photosystem I assembly.
AUGCAGUCCGGGUCCGGCGAGCAGGCGCCCGAGCCCGAGCCCGCCGCCGUGAGGGAAGCGGCAGCACCGGCGGUGUUAGUGGCGACGGAGCCUACUGCCCUUGUCGGCGUCGGCGACGAGGCAGCCGAAGCUGCGGCGGGGGAGGCGCCACAGGUUCAGGAAGCAGCAGAGGCCUCCUCGCCGGUGGAUGGAGGCGCCGGCGGUAGGAGCCCGAGCCCGGCCCCGGUGUCGCCGUCCGCGUUGAAGGAGCGGCAGAUCCCCGUGGACCCGGCGUCGCUGCGCCGCCUGGGCAUGGUGGCGGAAGAGGACUCGCCGCUCUCGGCGCCGUCCGUGCUCACGGAGGUGGUGGCGCGCUCGUCCCCGCUCCUGCCGCCGCUCCGCCGGCCCACGUUCGUCGGCGCCAGCCUGCCGUGCUCCGCCGCCUCCUCGCCGGUACACGGCGCCGGCGGCGGCGCCAAGUGGGAUGCCGCCGCCCACAGCCCGACCUCCGCGCUGCGCUCCCUCGCGCGGCAGCACUCCGCCGCGCUCGCCAGGCUCGUCGCCGGCGCCGCGCCGCCCACGCUGUCGAGGUCCGCGUCGCGCGCCGAGGGGAGGACCAUGGCGCAGCACGACGACGUGGAGCCGCCCGGAGAGCCGGAGAAGCUGCUCGCCGUCGACGAGGACGGCUUCACGUGCGGCGCGCUGUGCAUGCUCAUCCCGGGCUUCUCCAGGAAGAAGCCCGCCUUCGCCGCCGGCAGGGCCGUGUCGGGCGUGCAGAGGCAGCCGUCCGGAUUGCGGCCUCGCCGCAGCAGCGCGUCGAGGGUGGCGUCGCUGGAGCGGUUCGAGUGCGGGUCGUGGAGCCCGCCGCCGCCGCCGCCGGCCGACUGCCUCGCGACGGAGGUGGCCAAGACCAGCUGCGCCAACGCGGACGACGACGCGGAGGCGCCGGUCAAGAUGGCGUUCGUGUUCGACGGCGGCGAGCCUCCCGCGGCGACGAGGGGGAUACUGAAGAACUCGGCGUCGUCGCGGCUGGACUCGUCCAGGCCCUCGACGUCGUCUCAGCGGCACGUGGGGUUCUCGACGGCGGCGGCGGCGUCGGCGUCGUGCCCGACGUCGCCGUGCAUCACGCCGCGCCUGGCGAGGGCCAGGGCGGAGUUCAACGCGUUCCUGGAGGCGCAGAGCGCGUAGCUGCCUGCCGGAGCGUUUCGUCUCGGUGGAUGGCAUGGCCAUUUGUUUCCCCUGCCUCGACCUUCUUCGAUUUUGUUUCUCUUAGCGCAAGCGCAAGGACAUCCCCUGUGUAUGGGAUUCAAAUGUGUCCAGCAGUAGCACAUUAUGAGGGAAACAAAUGGUCGUGCAAGGUUCCGAUACUGGCCAGGUUUAUUAGUUCUGAAAAAUCCAUGCUAUGCUCUGCUGAUAUUAUUGUAGC